This is a messenger RNA of Vanessa atalanta (red admiral), 4453 nucleotides long. RefSeq lists its product as uncharacterized. The transcript is spliced from 7 exons. NCBI's taxonomy places the organism in Eukaryota, Metazoa, Arthropoda, Insecta, Lepidoptera, Nymphalidae. The record is from RefSeq and is a predicted model, not a curated record. The coding region runs from base 494 to 2443 and encodes 649 amino acids.
CCACGAGACUAUACAACGGUAUUGGGCAUUUCCCUCGUGAACACAAAAUUUGGGUUUCAUGUUCCCUCGACCGCAGCGUGGAAACGAAAAUAUUUUUUUCCGCGGAUAUCAAAGUUAUUUUGGCAUAAUAAUGACUUUUAUUGAAUUUUUAUAUGCCGGGUAAAUUGUUAAUUUAAAAGUUGGAAACGUCAAGACGGAAGUUUACAUCGCAGUCCUAGUUGCCGAGAACCUCGGGCAGACGCGUAAUCGAAUUGGUGACUUAAAUGUGAUUAUAAAUAACACUGAUAACAAUUAAAUAACCUGUAGUGUGUGCUGUGAAUCGCUAAUCUGUCAAAUAGUGAGGUGAUAAUUUGAUGUUGUGUACAUCAGUUCCAAUGUUUACGAUGUGUGAUUGAAGGUGCACAGUGACACGAUGUAGGCGGGAGUCAAAGUGACGUGAUACUGUAAAACUGUAGUGCUAAACAUUACAUUAAGUGCAACUUUCUGCACCAUAAUGACAGAACCCAAUAAUGUUAAGAUAAAAACGGAGCGACCUGAUGAAGCCGAAAUCAGGGAACUUGCUGCAAAAAUGGUAGAAGCUAACAAAGCGAAAGCACUGGCUGCUUCAGUAGCCGCCGCGCGACCUCAACCCGGAGCCCUCUUGGGAGCUCCGACUGCGGCUGUCGGUGGGCAAAUGGGCAUACUCAACUUUCUCACCAGAAAACCAGGCACCCAACAAACAACGACAGAACAAAGACCGACUUCAGAUGACAAGAAAACCCCAGCACCCGAUGAAGCUAGCUGGAAAGGUCACUUUGGUUGGGAUAUGCUUGGUAAAUGUCACAUUCCGUACAUCUAUCGAUCAGGGGAGAAAUACGUGGCGGUACGAAUGGUGGAGAUUAAACUCCUCAACAAGUACCUGAACUAUCUCCAUGCUGACAUCUACUCCUGUACGUGUAUAAGAAGUUACUACAUCACUGAGAUCGAGGCCCGGCUACUCAACGAGAUCAACAACAGGCAUUGUGAUGGACAAUUCGGUCGGGAACCCUUCACACAAAAGGACUUGGUAGUGAGGUUAUCAGACGCUUAUGAGUUCUAUAAUUUCUUAGAUGUGUGUUAUAAUAAACUGUUACGUGGUACAACAAAUAACAAGGACAAGUGUGGCUUUAUUAGGAUAAACAAGGAAUCUGUAGUGCCGUACACAGUGCGGGAUGGACAGAAGUUUGUACCAUUAUUUUACUUUGAAGGUGAAACAGACAAUUUAAAAUUGAAAGCCGAUCAGUUAAAAGGUUGGGAUUUGUCCUAUUUGAAGUUCUGUUGUAAGGUACAGGGGAUACGGAAUGAACUAUUUGCAAGUGAGACAUGUUCAGUUAUUAGUUUAACGGACAUUAAAAGUUACUUUCCCCCGGGCACCGAGUUUGAAGAAUACUGGCCUAACAAAGUUGUUGAUUCUCAGCUGCUGAUCUCUGCAAAGGGUUCAGUAUCAGGUGGUGGUCAGUGGACGAGAGCCCCGCCAGCCCCGCCGCCGGGCGCUGUGAGCGGAGUGGUAGGUAGCGGCGUGUCCCUCGGGGUGAGCAACGUGAGCGCGUCUCGAGGCAGGCGGCCUACGCAGCGACACUCGGCCGCUUCGUCGGCCAUGCAGAUGCCGCACGCUGGCAUAUCCGCCGCCGCCGUGCAGGCCCUCGCGAACGGCUGGAACCUGCCCGGAGCUCUGACGCAAGCUCAGACGCAACAAGUCAUCAGGCUCGCGCAGGCUCAAGUGGCGCAGGCACAGGCUGCGGCGCGCUACAACAGCGCGGCGAUCGCGGCCGCCGCCGUCGCCAUGCCGCAGCACCGCUCGCAGCACAACCGCAACGUGCAGUUUCCGAACAGUGCAAUAACAAUGGCGAUGGGCCAGCAGCCGCCCCCACCUCUGGUGAGGAGUACGGCCAACACCACCACCAUGAAUGUUCCACCACAAGUAACUGGGACAAUGAAUGGCCACUCAACCUCUCACUCCAUCGACACUCGCAAAAGGCUUACGCCGAUACCAGACAUCAGUAUAAGUGGCAACCAUACGCCGUAUAAGGUACAAAAAGCAGUCGUAGAAAACACGAUGGUCCCCUGCAUCAACGCCAAGCCGUACCAGUACUCCGAGCUGCUGAUGACGCUGCCCGACCUCGCCAGCCACUUCUUCCCGCGCGUGUCGCUCACCACGUGCCGCGCCAUGCUCGACGCGCUCGGCCUCACGCUCUUCAGGCCUAACACAACUCAACUUCAAGUCCUACGAAACUCGGGCAAGUGUAAAUCCGCAGCGGCGGGCGAGAAUGGCAUGGCAUUGGUUCAAAUUCGUGAUGUGAUGCAGCACAUGUUGCAGUUCAAGUACAUGAUGAGGUCGGGCCUGGCCGACGAGCCGCCGCACCAGCCGCCGCGCCCCGCGCACGCGCCGCCCUCCUCGCACGCCAAGCGCGCCCGGGCCAACUGAACGCUCCACCUCUGCGAGUAGUCUGUGUGGCGUGACUGAUCGAACUGGGCAUAAAACUCGACAUUCAGUUUAGAUGAGAAAGCUUGGAACUAAAAUAGUCGAAUGCUUCACAUUAUACAGAGCAACACUGAGGGUUGAUAUUGCAAAAAUAACAGUGGAUAAGUUUUUUAAAAUAAUUUUUCCCAAGUGAAAUUUGUGCAUAACCACUGAAGGCCUUGAAAUUCUCACGACUUACAGAACGGUUUAUAUGCUGAGAUAUUGUGAGUCAUACUAAGCAUAUUAUAUUCGAUGUAAGAAGUGUGUGGGAAAUGCCUCCGAAUAACUUUAGUGAUUCAACCAGAACUCGAAGAAUAAAAGAAGAUAGAUCCAUUCGUGUUAAUGGCUAAUAAAACUGCCGUUGUGUAAUAUAAAGGUGAAAACGCGCAAAAUAACGGUACGAUACGGCUUACUAGUGUAUGGUGUUGAUGGGGCUUCCAUCUGUGUUGAGACAUUAUAACUGCUGUGUAUUAUAUGACAAAAGUAAAGAGUCAAGUUUGAAAUUGCUUAUCAUCACAAACAUUUACUAUAGAACAGUAAAAUUUAUAUAUAUAUAUAAUAUUACUUAGAUACUAAUCUAGGUCAGGUCAAUUUCUAUGUUGUACAAAAUGUAUGAUACAAUGUUACUCCCAAGAUCUAAUUAAAUAAUGAUCUAUAAUAACUAUUUAAUAGAAGACUGAGAAUUUUAUUUUAUAAUUAUUUCAUAGAUCGAAAGCUAUUGAUGUUGUAAAAGUAUAGAGUUUUAGUUGGUUUUAUGUUACGAGCAAGUUAAUGUUUUAUGUACCAUAUAUUGUGUAAAUAUUUACUAUGUUUUGAAGCACUUUAGCGUUACUUCUAGUAAAUAAUGAAGAUUUGUCAUAUUUAGUGUUCCAACACUAAAUAGGCAUGUUUAUACAAUUGUAUGUUUAUUGAAUUUAAUUAUAGUAAUUACGCUUUAAAUUAUCAUCACAAUUGAAAAGAAAUUCACAAAAAAAUGUCACAUGUUCAAUGAGAUUGAAAGUAGAGACAGUGAUUGGUACUAAAUGUCUAUGUUUAACCAGAGAAUAAAAUACCUGUCUUAUUUUAAAAUUUUAUUGUUAUAUGAAUUAUCAUAAUAUUUACAUUAAUGUUUUCGUGGCCGUAAUUGAUUUGAUUGUCGCGUUGUUAACCACUAACGAUGCACAUGCAAUGCUUUUAAAAAUCUUAGUUAAUAUUUUUGUAUUGGAUCAGGAAUAAAAGAGCAAACAAUUUAUCUGUAUAUUACUAAAUUACUAAUAUGAAUAUCUGCAAUGAGAAGUGCAUUUUAAUAUAUUACAUUAUAAUAAUGUAAUGAUUGUUUGCGGUUAGGUUACUAAUGUCUUAAAAUUCCUGAUCGCACCAGUGACAAAGUAUUUAAUAGUUAUAUUAAUGUAAGCUCACAUUUUUAGGUAAAUUUAGAACAGGUUCCUAUAUUUAACUAAUAUUGGCUAUGUCAGGACUUCAUUAUAAUACCAAACAUUUAAAUGAUGGUUGUAUAAACCCACUUUUUAAGAUGAUGUUUGUAAAUGUAAAAGAAAACAUUUUUUAAGUGAAUUUGAGAUUUUAAUGUUGAAAUUUGAAAUUGGAAUUAAAUGAACUAUAUCUAGGAAAAGAUAAAAAUUAAUGCCAACAUUGACCAAUUACUGAAUAUUAUAAAAUGAAAAUUACAGAUAUAAUGAAGCUUUGACUUGUCGGUAAGUUCAGGCAAUGUCUGAAAUAGGUUCGGUAACUUCACAAUUUUUAUUUAUUUUGGUGUAAGUUAGUCUAGACUAAGAUUGCUUCAUGUUAUGGAGCCUUCAAACUUGAUAUAAAUUACCUUAUGCUAAUGCAGAGCUGUGUAAAUUGCUAAAUUAUUUAUGGUGUAGAUUUAAGUAACAGUAUUUGAUAUGUUAUCACAUUUAAAACGCAAUAGCUCUCCUGAUUGCAAUGUCGUUUGUAGAGUCUUUGACUCUGUAUUACAAAAUAAAAGGAUUCUUU